AUGCAGGCCACCUGCCCACUAUCCCUGAACUCUGUAACUUCUCGAUGUCUACCAGGUAAGCAGACGAGCACGAAGACAUUUCCUCCCAAGCAGCACCUUCGAACCCAGCCAAGGAUUGCCAUCCUCUGCGAAGUGAUCACAGCCGUAGCUGAUGCUGAAAAAGAGGCUCUGCAGGUGAGUUGGACGACGGAGGUUCUGCAGACAUGUCUCUCGGCCGGCGCGGACCAGAACAAUGACGGAUGCAUCGAUCUGCAGGAGUUCCACAGCAUGCUUCAGAACCAGCAGGUGAGGAAGGUUCUGCACGAGGUGGACGUGGAUGUCCAAACCCUGGUGAAUUUCGCAGACGUGCUCUUCGAGGAUGAUGAAGGAACCACGCAGCCACAGCUGCCCUUCGCCGAUUUCAUGCAGCGGCUGCUGCAGCUGAGAGGCCGAAAUACGGCGACUGUGAAGGCACCGCAGGUUCUAGCGGACUUUGCUGCGACUUUUGGUGAGGAGGUUUAA
Symbiodinium sp. CCMP2592 is the source of this 501-nucleotide messenger RNA. Lineage: Eukaryota; Dinophyceae; Suessiales; Symbiodiniaceae. The record is from the annotation of a GenBank genome assembly.